UCGUGGUUCGAGUCCAAUAGUCAAUCUGGGAGUUUUCAGUUUCUCACAUCAAGGAAGAACAAGAACAGUAACUAUGGUUCCUCGUACUCUCGCUGUGUUCACCGUCGUUGUCUUCGCGAUCGUUUCAUCUAUUCAGGGUUAUGUGAUUAACGAACAAGAUGGGCAAAUCUCAAUGCGAUCAUCGCCGUUUGAAACCGCACUCCUAACCCUUCAGAAGCAAAUUGGCUAUAAUUUCCAAAACAUUGGUCUGCUUCGGCGUGCAAUGACCCACGCCUCAUUCUCCGAAGAGAACAACAAGGCACUGAGCAUUUUGGGUGCCAAUAUCAUAGACACAUCUGCCUCUUUACGACUACUUGGAAAGAACAUUGAGAUUUCUGCAAAAGAAAUGAACCGUCACAUAUCAGAGAUCUCCAAGGUUGAAUCUUCCUGUGCUGCUGAUGGGCUGCGAUUGGGGUUGCAUAAGGUUGUUAGAGUCUCUCCCAAGACUGACUCUUCAUCUCCAGCGGUGGUUUGUGGGGCUUUCAGAGCAGUCUUUGGUGCUAUCGCUUUAGAUGUCGGCAAGUCUGAUGAUGCUGGAAGCAUUUUUUGGGCUGUUCAUGGUGGUGAAGCUGGAGGAGUCACUUCAAUUUGAAUGUAGCUCUCUAGUAUAAGGUGUUAUGCCUUUUCUGUCUCUAGUUUCUACCUGUCUUAAGUAGCAGAAACAGUAUUUCAUCGCGCUGUGUGUUUAUAUUUUGUAUAGCAGUACUGGUCAUGUUGAAACCUGUAUGAGAAUGAAUGCUGUCCUUGGAAUGAUAUUAUGCUAUGUUAAUUUUGUUUGUGUGAAGAAACUACAUGAUUCUUCA
This is a messenger RNA of Fragaria vesca subsp. vesca, 842 nucleotides long. Its product is annotated as ribonuclease 3-like. Lineage: Eukaryota; Viridiplantae; Streptophyta; Magnoliopsida; Rosales; Rosaceae. The record is from RefSeq and is a predicted model, not a curated record. Gene Ontology annotation, biological process: RNA processing. Bases 74 to 631 code for a protein of 185 amino acids. Gene Ontology annotation, molecular function: ribonuclease III activity. The transcript has 3 exons.